Hibiscus syriacus is the source of this 603-nucleotide messenger RNA. RefSeq lists its product as uncharacterized. The coding region runs from base 160 to 438 and encodes 92 amino acids. The transcript has 3 exons. The record is from RefSeq and is a predicted model, not a curated record. NCBI's taxonomy places the organism in Eukaryota, Viridiplantae, Streptophyta, Magnoliopsida, Malvales, Malvaceae.
CGUUGUGGGUAGUUUUGCAUAAAGAAAAUUCCAAUUCGGUGGCUCGCUAUCAAGUCUGCUGUGAGAGCUCAAUCGAUCCCCACAAAUCGAUCCCCACAAUUUUCUCCUCUGGCAGUUUAAAUUUCUAUAACUUGGUGGAAAUCAGCUUUGGUGUCAAGCAUGGAAGAUCGCAAGGAGCCGGAGAAAAAUGGAGGGUGGGUAUCAGUGCCACAAUUCGGUGAGUGGGAGCAGAAAGGGCAGGUGCCGGAUUACUCACUAGACUUCUCAAAGAUAAGGGAAAUGCGGAAGCAAAACAAGAGGGAAGUUUCAAGAGCCAGUCUUGGAAAUGAAGAUGAAUUCAUUAACCCUACUGUUUCAACUGCCCCUACCGCUGAUCAUCACUCCCCAACUACGAAGAGGGGAAUCUUCAGCUGCUUCAACUGCUGCAUCAAGGCCUGAACCUGAUGAAUCGAAAGAGCAAUCUCUUCUUUUAUUUGUAUUUGAUCCUAAUAUAUGUUUAUUAAAUUUGGUGAUUAAUGUAUGCAACUCAGUCAUUUGUUCUGCUGCUGAUAAUUUGGAAUUACAUAUACAAUGGAUAAGUUAAGGGAGGUAGUUCAACUCCAA